AUGGCAAAACUUAGCACUCAAAUAAGUAUGCUAUUCGUCGUUGUAACUUUGGUAUUUGCAUUUGUUCCUGUUUUUUCUGUUGAAGAAGUCGAAGCAAAAACAUUGUGGGAUACAUGUCUAGUUAAAAUCACCCCUAAGUGUGCUUUGGAUAUCAUUGAUGUUGUCUUCGGAAAUGGUAUUAUCUCUGAUUCAUGUUGCCACGGCCUUGUCGGAGAAGGAAAAGUGUGUCAAGAUACGCUCAUCAAAUACAUUUCAGACAGACCAAGCUUAAUUACCAAAGAAACUCUAUACUUAAAGAAGCGAGAUGAUUUGUGGACUCAUUGUGUCUCCAUCUCUAAAACUGUUUAA
Messenger RNA from Arabis nemorensis, 348 nucleotides. NCBI's taxonomy places the organism in Eukaryota, Viridiplantae, Streptophyta, Magnoliopsida, Brassicales, Brassicaceae. The record is from the annotation of a GenBank genome assembly.